AAUAAUUAGAGAGUGUUGUUGGCUAAUUUCGCAAUAAAAAAAAAAAAAUAAAAUGUCAUAUUGUGUGAAAGUGUCAUAGGUUUGUGUGUUGAUCGUUCAAUCUGUUGUUGUUUAUUGGACUAAUUGUCAACAAAUUUAUUCUAAAUAUAAUAUUAUAAUAAUUAAUUAUUAAAAAACAAAAAGAUUCAAGUAAAAUAAGAACAAGAAAGUUGAUUGAGCAUGCAAUGCCCGCAAGGAGAAGACGUGGUUUAUUGGAGCAUGACAAUGACUUCAUAAUUACAACAAGCAACAAUAAUAAUUUUGAUAUACAGUAUUACAAUAAUAAUGAUACAUAUGAUAAUACAAAUUUAGAUAAAGAAGAUAAAAUUGAUAUAUUAUAUCCAGUUGUCAUGACGUCACGUGAUCGUAGUAAUGAAUUUGCAAAUGCAAUUAGGACAAUGCAAGGUAGAACAGUAUCAAGGGCUGUUGCUACUAAAAAUCCUCGUCAAGCACGUAAUUUACAGACAUAUUCAAAUUUUAUGAUGAUUGCUAAAAAUAUUGGUAAAAAUAUUGCAAGUACAUAUACUAAACUUGAAAAAUUAGCAAUAUUAGCUAAAAAAAAAUCAAUAUUUGAUGAUAGACAAUUAGAAAUUGAAGAAUUAACAAAUAUUAUUAAAACUGAUUUGGGUAGUUUAAAUAAACAAAUUGCACAGUUACAAGAUUUGGGAAGAAAACAAAGAGAAACAUCAUCAAAUGGACAUCAUCAUAUUGCAUCACAUUCAUCAUCAGUUGUUGUUGCACUUCAAUCAAAAUUAGCAAAUAUGUCAAAUCAUUUUAAAAGUGUACUUGAAGUUAGAUCAGAGAAUAUGAGAGAGGAACAAAAUCGAAGAGAACAAUUUACUCAGGGCUAUGUAUCAUCAAGAUUACCACCAAGUGUUAUGGAUAGUCAACAGGGCUCAUUAUUACUUCAAGAAGAAGAUACAAGAAAUAAAACAGUUAGCAUUGAUCUUGAACCAGAUAAUAUGUCAUCACAAUUACAAAUGCACAAAGUAAUACAUGAUGAUACUGAUUCAUAUGUUACACAAAGAGCUGAAACAAUGCAAAAUAUUGAAUCAACAAUUAUUGAAUUAGGUGGUAUAUUUCAACAAUUGGCAUUUAUGGUUAAAGAACAAGAAGAAAUGGUUGAAAGAAUUGAUAGUAAUAUUGAAGAUGCUGAGCUUAAUGUUGAAGCUGCUCAUACAGAAAUACUUCGAUAUUUUCAAUCAGUUACAAAUAAUCGUUGGUUAAUGAUUAAAAUAUUUGCUGUUCUUAUAUUUUUCUUUAUAUUUUUUGUUGUUUUUGUAGCAUAAAAAAUUAUUAUUUUAAUGUCAAUUAUUGACACAAUAUUGUAUAAUAUGCGUUUAUUGCAUUCCUUCAAUUAUUAAAAAAAAAAACAAAACAAAAAAAACAUUUUUAAAUAAAUAAGAUUAAUUGUUUAAAUAUUAUUAAAUAAAAAAAAAAACAGAAAAAUAUAUAUAUAUAUUAUAGAUUUUUUUUAAUGUAAUCAAUGGUUAAUAAUAAAUUACAAUUUUAUUCAUUAAAUUAUAA
Molecule: messenger RNA, 1566 nt
Organism: Aphidius gifuensis
Lineage: Eukaryota; Metazoa; Arthropoda; Insecta; Hymenoptera; Braconidae
Gene: Syx5
Product: syntaxin-5
Exons: 2
Coding region: 225-1328 (367 amino acids)
Biological process (GO): endoplasmic reticulum to Golgi vesicle-mediated transport; vesicle fusion; intracellular protein transport
Cellular component (GO): endomembrane system; Golgi membrane; SNARE complex
Molecular function (GO): SNARE binding; SNAP receptor activity
Source: RefSeq, a predicted model, not a curated record